This is a messenger RNA of Pantherophis guttatus, 6301 nucleotides long. It is a transcript of the gene PAN3, whose product is annotated as poly(A) specific ribonuclease subunit PAN3. The record is from RefSeq and is a predicted model, not a curated record. Gene Ontology annotation, cellular component: P-body; PAN complex. Gene Ontology annotation, molecular function: metal ion binding; poly(A) binding; protein kinase activity. Lineage: Eukaryota; Metazoa; Chordata; Lepidosauria; Squamata; Colubridae. Gene Ontology annotation, biological process: nuclear-transcribed mRNA poly(A) tail shortening; protein phosphorylation; mRNA processing.
GGCGCAGGCGCAUUGAGGAGACAGCUCAGGAAGAGGAAAAUGGAAUAAACAAUCCCGCCGUUGCCGCUGCCUCCGGGACCCUUCAGCGCCUGACGGAAGGCCCCGAUUCCCCCCCUCUUCCUCACGGCUCUCUAUUAGCCUCUUCUCCCCCGCCGGGCUCGCUUGACCCCUUUAAGAGAAGCACAAGCGCCCUCCCCCUUUCCUCCCUUGUCCUCCCUCGUUCCCGGAACUCCGGCAGUGACAGCGGCGGCCGUGGGACGGCUGCUGCGCCCGCUCCCCGCCUGCCUCCCAUGGUGCGGCGGUGGCCGGCAGCGGCCGUGCCUUCUGAGGCGGCCUCGCUGCUGCUGCUGCUGCUGUAGCAGCCGUCGCCGCCAUGAACAGUGGCGGCCUCCCCUGCUCUUCUCCGGUGGCUCCCGCCGCGGCGGUAGUAGGGCCGCCCCCCCGGGCCGGGAGUUCCGGCGGCGUGGCGGCGGUCCCCGGCGGGCUGAAGCUCAAGUUCUGCCGCUACUACGCCAAGGACAAGACGUGCUUUUACGGCGAGGAAUGCCAGUUUCUACACGAGGAGCCCGGCGGAGCUUCCGCCGCCUGUCCCGGCCCUCCGCCGCCGGUCGCCCUCGGUGGGCUUCCGCUUGGGCUCCCUCCUGGCCCCGCUGCUCCUUCCGUCGCCGUGGCCGCCUCGCCGGGGCACGGCGGUAGCGCUGGCUAUCCGGGACACGGGGUAGCGGCGCCUGGAGCGGGGCCUAAGAAACCCCCCGAGCUGCUGGGAGGAGGCGGAGGAGCAGGCGGCGGCGGCGGGCUGGACGGACCCCGGCUGGCCAUUCCGGGUAUAGAUGGGAGUGCCCUGGCUGAAGCUAGUCUUACAGACUCCUAUUUCAGCACCAGUUUUGUUGGAGUCAAUGGGUUUGGAAGUCCUGCAGAAUCAAAGUAUCCUAUGAUGCAGAGGAUGACAAAUAGCAGCAGUUCACCUAGCCUUCUUAAUGACAGUGCCAAGCCAUAUGCAGGCCACGAUCCUCUUACUUCACCUAGUUCAUCCUUGUUUAAUGAUUUUGCUGCCCUCAGCUUAUCUCAAAGAAGAAAACCAAGAAAGUAUCGACUGGGGAUGCUGGAAGAGAGGAUAGUUCCGGUGGGAUCAAAGGCACGGAAAUCAAAGAACACUAUUGGCUGCUUGGCUGACAGGUGUAAAACAGGAGUACCCAUCAAUAUGGUUUGGUGGAACAGAGUCACAGAAAACAAUUUACAGACGCCAAAUCCCACUGCAAGUGAGUUUAUUCCUAAAGGAGGAUCAAACUCCCGACUUGGUAAUAUGUCACACUCAAAUAUAUCUGCCUUCUCUCAAGCCUUGUUCUCUCAUCCUUCCAUGGGAAAUCCUGCAAAUCCUGGGUUAGCUCCAGGAAUGUCACUGUCAGCAGGAUCUUCACCCCUUCAUUCUCCUAAAAUCACGCCUCACACAUCUCCUGCUCCUAGACGAAGAAGUCACACACCAAACCCAGCAAAUUAUAUGGUGCCUACUAGUGCCUCUACUCCAGUUACUAAUGCUGUCUCACAGCCCCCCACAACUGGCCAAGUGAUUCAGAAAGAAACUGUGGGUGGAACAACCUAUUUCUAUACUGACACAACUCCAGCACCUCUAACUGGAAUGGUAUUCCCAAAUUAUCACAUUUACCCUCCAACCGCACCUCACGUUGCUUAUAUGCAACCAAAAGCUAAUGCACCUUCCUUCUUCAUGGCUGAUGAACUCAGACAGGAGCUGAUCAACAGACACUUAAUUACAAUGGCUCAGAUAGAUCAAGCAGAUAUGCCUGCUGUCCCAACAGAAGUUGACAGCUACCACAGCCUUUUCCCUUUAGAACCACUGCCACCACCCAAUCGGAUACAGAAAACAAGCAACUUUGGGUACAUAACAUCAUGCUACAAAGCUGUAAAUAGCAAAGAUGAUCUGCCAUAUUGCCUUCGGAGGAUACAUGGUUUUCGUCUUGUUAAUACAAAAUGCAUGGUAUUAGUUGACAUGUGGAAAAAAAUCCAGCAUUCAAAUAUCAUAACAUUGCGAGAAGUAUUCACCACUAAAGCAUUUGGAGAGCAUUCUCUUGUGUUUGCAUAUGAUUUCCAUGCUGGAGGAGAGACUAUGAUGAGCAGGCAUUUCAAUGAUCCCAGUGCUGAUGGCUACUUCACAAAACGGAAGUGGGGUCAGCAUGAUGGACCUCUGCCCCGACAACAUGCAGGGUUGCUGCCCGAGUCCCUGAUUUGGGCCUAUAUUGUGCAGCUUAGCUCGGCAUUGCGGACUAUUCAUACAGCAGGAUUGGCCUGUCGAGUAAUGGAUCCCACAAAGAUUCUGGUGACAGGCAAAACAAGGUUGAGAGUAAAUUGCGUUGGAGUCUUUGAUGUAUUAACAUUUGAUAACAGCCAAAAUAAUCCUUUGGCUCUAAUGGCCCAAUAUCAGCAAGCAGAUUUGAUCUCUCUUGGGAAGGUUGUGCUGGCUUUGGCUUGCAAUUCUUUGGCAGGAAUUCAGAGAGAGAAUUUGCAGAAAGCAAUGGAACUGGUGACAAUCAACUAUUCCUCUGAUUUGAAGAAUCUUAUUUUAUAUUUGCUGACUGACCAAAACAGGCUUCGAAGUGUAAAUGAUAUAAUGCCUAUGAUUGGAGCAAGAUUCUAUACUCAGUUGGAUGCUGCCCAAAUGAGGAAUGAUGUUAUAGAAGAAGAUCUUGCAAAGGAAGUUCAGAAUGGAAGAUUAUUUCGUCUUCUUGCAAAAUUGGGAACAAUCAAUGAAAGACCAGAGUUCCAGAAGGAUCCGACAUGGUCAGAAACUGGAGACAGGUAUCUCCUGAAGCUUUUUAGGGAUCAUCUUUUCCAUCAGGUGACAGAAGCGGGUACUCCUUGGAUUGAUCUCAGUCACAUUAUCUCUUGUCUUAACAAGUUAGAUGCUGGUGUGCCAGAAAAAAUAAGCCUCAUUUCCAGAGAUGAGAAGAGUGUCCUUGUGGUGGCAUACAGCGACCUAAAACGCUGCUUUGAAAAUACUUUUCAGGAACUGAUUGCAGCCACAAAUGGCCAGUUGUAGUGUUUGCAGGAAAGCAUGCAGGACAUUGCUGAUGAACAGAACCAAGCGCAAAUUGCACUACAACAGAUUGUCAUCAUCUCAUUUCACAUUUUGGGAAACAAAACACCAUGAGAUGGUGCACUUCGGUCAGGUACACUGUUACUUGAAGGGAAGAAUGUUUUUGCUUACCCUGGAGCUCUGGCUGCCAUUGGAGGCUUUAUCUGUGAAGAAUUUAUUUUAAAGGAGCACAUCAAGAGCAUGAUGUUCCUGCUUUUAUUUUUUUUUCCCCACUUGUAUAUGCACUAAUUUUAAUUUUUAAAGACUUUUCUGAUCCCUGAUGUUUUGCCACAUUGGAUCUUACUAAGGGAAUCUCUUUGCAAAGACAUUUCUGGGAUUUUUUUUUUUUUUUUUUGCCACUGAAUAUACUGCAAUCUUUUGGUUUUGAUAUUAUUUGCACUCCAAAAUACUAUAAAGGACCAGAUAAAUAAUUUCAUAGAAAUUGUGUUCUGUAAAUUACAGUGUAGCUUGUAACCUCUGUAAAACUGUAUAACAUGCCAUCCACUGUUUGAUUAAUUAAUCAAACAAGAAGAUGAGUAUUUAAAGACAAAAAAAAAAAAUCAAGUAAAAUAUCUCAGAAACAUCAUAUACAAAAUCCCUUUUAUUUGGCUGAAGCUUUGUCAAAGCGAAACAGCACCAUUUUGAGUUGUGUACUGUACUUUCUGGGGUAAACCCGAUUUGUUCUAAACACAACCAGCGCCUUUUAAAUAAAAUACCUGUUUCUAUAUUUUCCUGCUAAUCAGAUACAUUUACAUUUAUGCAAUUUUUAAUAGACUUUUUAAAAAAAAAUAAUUGUUGCAGUCCUGAGAGUUCAGGAAUGUAUUCCUUUAAGUUACCUAUAGUAUCCUUCUUUUGUAUAAAGUUCUGUUCUUUGAACCACAGCUUUAUUAUGGUACUUUACACUGGAUACAGAUACAGAGACACUGUUCAGAAGAUUAAGUACACACAGCAGUUGUCUGGCAUCGAAAGCUUUUGAAGUGUUAUAGUCUGAUUCUGGAGGAAUGACGGUCUGCUGUGCCUUUGCAGUCACUGCUUAGCCCAAAGUAAUAUUAUCUUUGAUAAUACUCAACACAUGAAUAUUCAGUCUUCAAGUCUGGAUUUUCCCCUUUAAUUAACUUUCCAAUACUGGAUCCACUAUUGUCUGCAAGCUUGGGUAUUCAAGGGAAUUUAUAGUAGAACAUCUACACUUUGAUACGGAUGACUGCCAAAUAUAUAGGACUAUUUUUUUUCCUUUCUCAAAGCGGUAGUGAAGACUGUAUAUCGGCCUCCUUUACCCAGCACUGAAUAUUUAAUAGCACUGGGUGCUUACCAUGAAGAAAAAUGUGGAAACUUUCUCCAAAAGGUGUCAGAACUGAUUCAAAGCACUUCCAACUGAUGUUACUGGCAUCCAUUUUAUUCUUGAUAUUUGUAAUUUCAGAUAAAUUUUUAAUAGUUCUCUCCAGUUUUAUAAGCUUUAAUGAUGACACUCUUACUUUAGAUUUAUCCACAAGAAAACAGUGCUCUUCAUAAUGAAGACUUUGGAAAAGAAAGCCCACCUUUAACACCUUUACUUAAACACAACGGAGCCUGAAAAUUAAUAGUAUCAAUCAAUGAGCUGAAAGAAAUAAAAGCCAAUUAUUUUAAUCUGGCAGAAAAAUUAAACCAUAACGUUUAUUAUUUAGAAGAUAACAGUUGCCAUAACAUUAUUUUUUAAUAUCAUAAGGAACAGGGACUUUAAGAUACGAAUAUGGGAAACCAGUCUUUUAUCAUUAGCUCAUGUAUUUGAUGAAGAGCAGCUGUCUUUUUAUAUGUUUUUGAAAAUCAUAUUGUAAUUCUUUUGUACAAAAAGAAGUAGUAAUUGUAUUCUAGGAGAAAUAUUGAAUGCUUUAUUUAUAAGCGGGCUGAGGCUUCUUUUUCCCACUAUUGUGUUUUGUUUUGGUCUUUUUUUUUUUAAUGAAAGGGGAUCAUCUCUUCAGUUGCAGCAAUUGGAAAGUUUUUGACAGAUUAUUUUGUGGACCAAUAAUUCAGGAAAUGCAAAGGCAGGGGUAAAGCAGGGCUUCAGGCUCCUCCUCGCUGCGUAAGUAAGCAAGGCCCACCUCAUAAAGACAAGUUGCAUUUUGCAAAUCUUUGUCAGCACACGGUAUCCAUUCCUUGGCCCCAGUAAUCUCAGGACUUGUUUUAAAGUAAAUUUUACAAAAUGAAAAGUGCAGAGAGCCAAUAAAUUUCCAUAUGUAACUGUUACCUAGAAAUAAUUGCUGUUGGGUGAUGCAUAGAACAACAUGGAAUUUUGUUUUGUUUUGUUUUUAUGUGGUCCAUGUUUUUGAAUUUUCUACUUGGUGUUUUUUGGGGGGAGAAUUCUACCACUCCAGUACAAUUCCAGUGAGAAGGCUGUCCAGCAUGUUCCAUUCAGAGGAAGAGUCAUUUAUGUCAUCUCUAAAGCUGAAUAAGAAUUUUUGAAAAGCAAUGCCUAUUUUUUCCACACAAGGAAAUAAUUGCGACCUUCCUGUUUUUAUAGUAUAAAGCACAGAAUGGACAACCUUUGAAAUCAUGUAAUACUAGUUUAAAUUUAAAUUGUUCUGUUUUAACUUGCUUGUUUGGACUUUUGUUUUCUGCUACACUGUAAAUAUUUGGGGGGUGUAUAAUGUGAUUUCAUUUUGUUUUUCAUUUUGCCCUUGUCCCAGUAAAAUUCUAGAUGUGAGCAUCUUCCCCUAAAAAGCACCGGUAUGUUACAUUCUGAUGUCAUGAUCCCACUAUGUGUUACCUUUUAAUCCUGUUUUUCAUUCUUUUCACAUGUACAGCAGUAUUUUUAAUAAAGAAUUCCAGAAAUAAUAUGGCUUCUUUGAGCAAGCAAAGAUAUGGGUUCUACUUCUUAUAUUAAUGAUUAUUUUCUUUCAAUAUUACAUACACCACUGUGGAGAUUGACUACACAUCACACUCUUUGAAAAGAUACAUUGCCUAUUUGAAGUACAGAAGUUCAUUGGAAAAUAAAAACGUGAAAUGUUUGCCCAUGUUCAAGUAGUAGAAUAUACAGCUUAUAUCAACUGAGUGGAGACUUCAGAGUAAUCAAAGCUCUUCUGAAAAAUUAUUUUAAUUUCCUAUUGUUCAAAUUCUCUUGUCACCUUUAACAAAAACGUUGAUAGUUAUUCAAAACAUUAUAAUUGAGUUUUAUGAAAUUUUCUAUUACUUGAAGUGUUAUUUGCAAAAAUAAAGAUGGUGAAGGCCUCUGUACCUGCA